Messenger RNA from Sphaeramia orbicularis (orbiculate cardinalfish), 2366 nucleotides. Its product is annotated as sarcoplasmic reticulum histidine-rich calcium-binding protein. The transcript is spliced from 10 exons. The record is from RefSeq and is a predicted model, not a curated record. NCBI's taxonomy places the organism in Eukaryota, Metazoa, Chordata, Actinopteri, Kurtiformes, Apogonidae. Bases 118 to 2283 code for a protein of 721 amino acids.
GUUACCUCUAUUUCUUUGUUGCUGAAACCCACCUAUAGAUUGACAGCAUGUCACUGGUCCCUCCCCCAAAACUCAAACCUUAAUCUCUGUUAAUCUCUUCAUCCAUUGAAAGCAGUCAUGGCUGUUGCGAAGGAUCAUUUACUGUCCCUUGGGCAUUUUACUGCAACAGACAGGAAUACUUUCACCAUACAAAAAGAUCAUGCUUUAAAAAAGAGCAGGGAGAUGCGUCUGCAGCAACGUUGGUAUGAGCUGAGAGAGAGGGAGCUUACAGCUAAACAGCACAACAAAGAACUGCUGCAGCAGUUUGAUGAAGCCCAGAACACACUGAGAGAGAUGCUGGUCCAGACCGCUGCCAUGAAAAUGAUACGGAUGGAAUAUGAAAGGUACUUGCAGGAAAACUACCCCCACUGGCAGCAGCCACUCAAAGAGAAAACCCAGGCAGCUCAGACGAAGAGGAUCGAAGAAUGUUUGAAGACACGUCUGAAGAAUUCAGAUGAACAAGUGAUUAAAUCUCACACAGACCAGCCUUUAUACUCACAGGACCUGGGCAAAAUGCCAACGAAAGUCUCUGCUCCUCAAGAGUUCGACUACAGCCAGGACAGCUCCUCUUAUCGCAGGCUCAUGCAGUCCUCUUGGCUGACCCAGAGUCCAUCACAGACUGCUCUGUCUCCUAAAAGAGUCCCAAUUCAACCCCAGGAUUUACCUCAUGUCCCUCCGCCUUUCCUACAACCCCCAGUAUUUCCACAUCUUCAGCCAUUCCAGCUGCAGCACCUCUCUCCUACUCCUCAUCAUCAUCCUUUACCCCAGCAGGGACCACCAUCAGGCUGGACCUCCCACCACCCUGACUACCCAUGGUCCCGUGCUGCUGCUGGUGGCCUGUCAGGCUCCGAGGCUCUGUUAGGUCAGUUCUUUAUGGAUGAACCUCCUCUUGAAUCCAGGGUUUCGGUGACGGCUGGAGAAGAGGCUAACACCAGCAGAGCAGUAAACUCAAAAAGAGAAAGAGGAGGAGGCAACAGGAGCGGUCAUCUGUCCGAGGAACUGGACGUUAAACCAGUUCGUCUGUCCAACGGUCAGGCAGAGAGCGAUGAGAGCAGCAGAGAAUCCAGCCGAGGCAGCAGAGAAAAGAGGAAGAGGAGGAGGAGAUCAGAGAUGAACCCAGACAGAGAAAGUCACAGCUCUCACGAGUCAUCUCAGGCUUCAAGUGCUGCUGUUAUUGCUUCAGCCGCUGUGUCCAAAGGCUCAGAAAGUGACGUCUCGGAGAACAGCAGCAGCAGCAGGAGAAUGAGGAGGAGGGAGGGGCUGGCUGUUGAAUCACCAAAGAUGCUGAAGACAGAACAAAGCAAAGAGGAAAACUCAGGGAGUAACAAUACUGAGAGUGAGUCUAGUGCUGAGGGGUCAGGGAGUCAAACUGAAGGAUCUAUGAGUGAAAAAGCAGAGACUCAAAGUCCAGUCGAAAAAUCAGAGAGUUCUACAGAGGAGUCAGGGUCUCAAAGGGAGGAGCAGCCAGGAAAAAUGAGUAUGAAAGCUAAAAAUGAAGCAACAGAUGAAAAAGGAAAACAGGAAAGUAGCAGCUCUGAACAAAGCAGUGAGGAAGACAAGGAUGAGGAAGAAGAAGACCAUGAGAACAAUCUAGGAAAUGAAGAUGCUGCUGAAGAAAAAGAAAACAGCCCCCAAGAUGAAGAACAAGAUGAGGAUGAUGAUGGUAAGGUAUCUGCAAAAAACCCCAUAACGGAUGUAGAAGAGGUGACAGGAGCAGAGGAUGAGGAGGAGUCAGAAGAUCAGGAAGAUGAUGAAGAUGAAGAUUCAGGCGGUGUGGAUGGAAGAAAGGAGUCUUCCUCCUCUCAGGAUGAAGAUGAAGGAAGUGGGGAGAAGAUGGAAGGGGAGGGGUCUGAUGAAGAGGAGCAAAGGAGCAACAAAGGAGGAGUAGAAGAAGAAGAAAGAGACUCUGACGACAUCAUCAUUUCACCACAGGAGAACAGGUACAGAAAGAUACACGUUAUACCAGAGGAAACAGCUGAGGAUGAUGAAAGGAAGGAAGAAAAUAUAAUUCCAUCCUCAAAUGAUGAGGACGAUGGUGAUGAAGGCUCAGAUGAACACAGUGAGGAUGAUGAUAUUGAGCUUCUCCUAGCCCCUCCAGACGAAACACAGAAAAAGGAAGAGAUGGAGCUGAAACCUGAUGAAAUACACAAAGCAGUUGGUGAGAUGGUGCAGCGUUUCCGUGUGGAGCAAAAAGAAGAAUCGAUCAAGAGCGACUCUGAUGAGUUUGAUCAUUUUUAUGACUAAAUGUCACACCUGGAAAAACAACCAAAACCUACCUCAGUCAGAAUAAGAGAACUAUAAUAAACAGGUGCAAGAGUCUAAAUGUU